This is a messenger RNA of Coregonus clupeaformis (lake whitefish), 2143 nucleotides long. RefSeq names its product arf-GAP domain and FG repeat-containing protein 1. Gene Ontology annotation, molecular function: GTPase activator activity. The record is from RefSeq and is a predicted model, not a curated record. NCBI's taxonomy places the organism in Eukaryota, Metazoa, Chordata, Actinopteri, Salmoniformes, Salmonidae. The transcript has 14 exons. The coding region runs from base 8 to 1837 and encodes 609 amino acids.
UGUGCCAAUGGAAACUCUCCUCUCGUCUGGCUACAACGCCUCGACUCCCUGUUCAGCCGACAGUCACAGUAGCUGCUCUACACCGUUCCUUUCAGACAGUCGGUAUCAGUGGAGCAACAAAAGCUUUUCACAUUACUUGCAAUUCCCCAUCCUUCCCUGGUUUUGUUUUCUUACCCUAUUUGUCCCAGUCAUGGCGGCGAGUGCGAAAAGAAAGCAGGAGGAGAAACACCUGAAGAUGCUGAGAGAAAUGACGAGUUUGCCUCCCAACAGAAAGUGCUUUGACUGCGAUCAGCGCGGCCCAACCUAUGCCAACAUGACGGUGGGGUCUUUCGUCUGCACCUCCUGCUCUGGCAUUCUGCGAGGGCUGAACCCACCCCACAGAGUGAAGUCCAUCUCCAUGACAACCUUCACGCAACAGGAAAUCGAGUUCCUCCAGAAACACGGCAAUGAGUCAUGCAAACAGAUAUGGCUGGGGCUUUACGACGACAGAACCGCCUCCAUACCGGACUUUAGAGAACCCCAGAAAGUCAAGGAGUUCCUUCAGGAGAAAUACGAGAAGAAGAGAUGGUUUGUUCCCCCGGAGCAGGCCAAAGUGGUGGCUUCGGUCCACGCCUCCAUCUCAGGCUCGUCAGCCAGCAGCACCAGCAGCACCCCCGAGGUCCGACCCCUCAAAACACUGCUGGGGGAGUCAGCCCCCACCCUGCACCUCAACAAGCACACACCCAGUCAGUCUCCGGUGGGGAGUCGUGUGGCCCAGGCCCUUCAGCUGAGCCAGCAGCAGUUCCACGACAAGAAGUUUGACCUCCUCAGCGACCUGGGCGGAGACAUUUUCGCCGCUCCAUCCCACUCGCAGACGGCAGCAGGCUUGGCGGCCAACUUUGCCAACUUUGCACAUUUCAACAGUCACCCAGCUGCUCAGAACGCAAACGCAGACUUUGCUAACUUUGAUGCAUUUGGGAGCGCGGGUCCAUCGGGUGCUUUCCCCUCGGCACCCCAAGCCCCCUUCCAGACCUCACAUACAGCGUUCACGUCCCUCUCAUCCAGCCGCAGUGUGGGUGAGUUUGCCACCGCUGGCACUGUUCUACCUCACCCGGGUGCAGGUGCUCACAGAGGUAGCGUCCCUAGCGGGGUUCCGGGCUCUCUCCCCCCGGUGGCGUCGGCAGGACUGCGUCACCCCCAGAGUCAGCUGACGGGUACGUCGGCGGCAGACCGCUACGCCGCGCUGGCCGAGCUGGACAACGUGUUCGGCUCGUCGGCCCCCGCCACCAGUGUCUACAACACCAUCAGCACUUCUCAAGGGGGGAUGUUUGGCCCUGUGACAGGAGUCUCGUCAGCCCAGGCACAACAAUGUGUGUCCAGCAUGCCCCAGGGUUUUGGAGGUCCAUCAACAAACCCCUUUGCUGCUGCAGCGGUUGCCCCGGCAAUAGCCACCACCAACCCCUUCCAGAGCAACGGGAGAGCAGCGGCCAUGGCAGCAGCAGGCCUGUUGGGGGCUCUGCAUGGGCAGGGUUACCCUCCAGCCCACUUUGCCACGUUUGGCACAGGCUCCAUGAGCAUGCCAGCCGGAUUCGGGAACGCUGCUGCCUACAACCUCCCCACCAGCUUCAGUGGGACCUUCCAACAGCCCUUCCCUGGCCAGGCCCCCUUCCCCCAGCCUCCGGCCUAUCCCCAGCAACCCAACGGAGGGGGGUAUUCUGCCUAUGGACAGGCCAAGGCUGUGGUGACCCCCUUUGGACAGGCGAUGGCUGCACCUGGGGUCUCUAGUAACCCCUUCUUGGCGGGCGCCCCUUCAGGACACUACCCCUCAGGAAGCUCUUCAACUAAUCCUUUCUUAUAGCACUGCUCCACCUAAACUCCACCACUAGGGUGAUGUCAACUGGCGUGCUCCGCUUGCACCUCUUGCACUGUUUUGUUUCACAAGACGCUUUAAAAAGACAAACAAUGUUUCUAAAACUGGUAUUUUGUAUUAAGUGACGUAACUGACACCGUCCAUGGCAACAAAAAACAAAACAAGGUAAAGGUGUGUAGAGGGACGGGAGGGUGUUGGGGGCGUCAGGAAGCCUAGCUGUUAAGAGCGUUGGGCCAGUAAUCGAAAGGUCGCUGGUUCGAAUCCCCGAGCCGAAUAGGUGAAAAAUCUGUCAAU